GGCGCGGGGGGCGCGGGCGGCGGCGGCGGGGGGCGGAGACGCGGCGCGGCUUCCGCUCCCGCGCGCCCAGCUCCCUCCUCCCCGUCGUCCUGGUCCGCGGCGCCCGAGGGGGGAGGCGGAGGCGCCGGGAGCCGCGCGAGGAGCCGCCGCCGCCGCGCCAUGGAGCCGGAGUGAGCGCGGCGCGGGCCCGUCCGGCCGCCGGACAACAUGGAGGCAGCGCCGCCCGGGCCGCCGUGGCCGCUGCUGUUGCUGCUGCUGGCGCUGUGCGGCUACCCGGCCCCCGCCGCGGCCUCGCCCCUCCUGCUAUUUGCCAACCGCCGGGACGUACGGCUGGUGGACGCUGGCGGAGUCAAGCUGGAGUCCACCAUUGUGGUCAGUGGCCUGGAAGAUGCGGCCGCAGUGGACUUCCAGUUCUCCAAGGGAGCCGUGUACUGGACAGAUGUGAGCGAGGAGGCCAUCAAGCAGACCUACCUGAACCAGACGGGGGCCGCCGUGCAGAAUGUGGUCAUCUCCGGCCUGGUCUCGCCCGACGGCCUUGCCUGCGACUGGGUGGGCGAGAAGCUGUACUGGACGGACUCAGAGACCAACCGUAUCGAGGUGGCCAACCUCAAUGGCACAUCCCGGAAGGUCCUCUUCUGGCAGGACCUUGACCAGCCGAGGGCCAUCGCCUUGGAUCCCGCUCACGGGCAGAAGGUGGUGGAGGCAGCCUGACACACCGCCCGCCCUGGCGCUCUCUGGG
Molecule: messenger RNA, 739 nt
Organism: Chlorocebus sabaeus (green monkey)
Lineage: Eukaryota; Metazoa; Chordata; Mammalia; Primates; Cercopithecidae
Source: RefSeq, a predicted model, not a curated record